Messenger RNA from Manis pentadactyla (Chinese pangolin), 1986 nucleotides. RefSeq names its product chromosome 2 C2orf73 homolog (gene CIMIP6). The record is from RefSeq and is a predicted model, not a curated record. NCBI's taxonomy places the organism in Eukaryota, Metazoa, Chordata, Mammalia, Pholidota, Manidae.
CAUAAUCAAUAGUGGUCAUUUGGUAUCUCUUAUAAGUUUGCCAGAGAAGCUUUUAAAAUUAAAUAGUUGUCCUUAUCUAGAUGGCUGAAUUUACCAAGUAACUUUUAAAAAAGAUGAGUUAAGAUUAGCAGGUGAUUUAGCCACAUGAAUAAAUACUGUAAACAUGAUUUGUAACCAUGAUCAAAUCAUUACUCUUUCUUUACUCUCAACAAAUGAAAGUCGGUACACUGCACUGGUAUAUUACAAUGAAUAUUAUUAACACAAGUCCCUUUAUCUCUUAUAUGACUUAGAAUGAUGAGAAAUCCUCCCAAAUUUUAGCACCACAAGCCCUUUAUAAGUAAAGCCUAAAUUGUCUUGACUGGUCAUUGAAAUAUAUUUAAAUCUUAUUUUUUGUAAUUAUGAUCAUUUCAUAUGAAAUGGCCUCUCAUAUGAAAUACUCAUUGGGAUAAAUGAUUUACUAUUUAAUUCUGUUUUUCAGACAGCAUAGAAUAGAAGAUGUUCAUAUAAUGCAUGUAACUGAAAAAAAAGAAGAAAUCAAACAUGAAAAAAAACCUGGAAAAAGUAUACAACAUUCAGUUCGGAGAGGACGUGUGUAUUAUGCUAAAUUCAUUAACACAAAUGCAAGAACAUUCAAUGAACCAGUUCCCUACAUAGAUCCCAAAAAAGGGCCAGAAGAGCAGGGUGACUGGUGGUCACAUGAUAAAGACCUGGAGCAUCCCUUCCAACCACCUUACGACAGUAAAAGCACCCAGAGGAGUGACUUUAAAAAAUCAACAUGUCCAUUGGUUUUACCAAUCAAACACAGCAAGUGGCAAAAGCCUUCUUGUGGAAUAGUUCCACUUGCCUCUCCUGAUGCAUCAGCAGAACUUCAAAAGAAUUUUAUAGAACACAUCUCUUUUAUACAUAAAUAUGAUGCAAGGAAAACUCUCAAUGAGCCCAUCCUAGGAAAGCGACAUGGAGCAUUUGUGCACACAGAGAUAAAACCAGGGAGUAGGCCAACAAUUCCUAAGGGAACAGAGGUAUUACUGAAUGCUCCAGGGUCAUGCUCAUCAGAACAGUCCAAAAAAACAGAGAAAGGAAAUUCAGCGGAAAGCAAAAUGAUCUCACCCUGUUUCUGCCCACAAAAUUCCCAAGAGCUGUUAGAGACUAAAGCCCACUUAUCAGAAACAGACGUCAGAGAGGCAGCCACAGCAUGCCCCAGAAGUCCUGACAGGGUGAAGAUUACAGAUGUCUUUCAAACAACUGCAGUAAAUGCUUCUAUCAGGCACAAGCCUUUAAAUCCACCAAUAAAAAGUCAGGAUAAAUCAGGAUGAAUUAACCUUCUUCAAAUAAAAACAUAACUCUUGAAAUGUAGAGAAAUUUCAGAAUCAUGAUACAGGCCUUUGCAUUUGCUUUUUAUCUUAUCAAUAACCUCAAAAAUUUCAACUUACAUAAAUAGGGUAAUGAAAAAAGGUAAUUAAAAUACACCAGAGUUUUAAGAGUAGUCUCUAGUGAAUGAUAGAUUAUAAGACUAUUUCUAUGUUAUCUUAUAGUACAGUAUUUAUAAACAAAACAACUCUGUUUUGCACAAAAUGAACAUAAUUAACAAAUAUUACAAAACUUUUAGAGGAGAGGCCCUGUUAGUCAUCACUCAUGGCUCUGGAAUCAAACCAGGACUAGAAUUUCGGCUCCAUCACAUAUGAGCUGUGCAAACUUGGGUAAAUUACUUAAGCUCUCUCAACUUCAGUUUCUGCAUUUGUACAAUUAGGAUAAUAAUACCAAGUUCAUAGCUUUACUAAGCAUGAGAUCAGUAAGUGAAAAAUGUAAUCACAUUACUACUAUUACUACAAUUUGAAUUUCAAUUUAAGGAUAAUGUUCUCCUACAAAUAUAAAUUUUCCUCCUUAUUCUAAAAUUUUGAACUCCUCUAUAUAAAUGAAGAGUGUGUUUCUCAUGGUAUAAGACACACACACAUGCACAACCUUAAUUAAAAGACAUAUGGGUAUCUA